This is a messenger RNA of Aureobasidium pullulans EXF-150, 942 nucleotides long. RefSeq names its product ribonuclease P protein subunit p30. Gene Ontology annotation, biological process: tRNA processing. The record is from RefSeq and is a predicted model, not a curated record. Gene Ontology annotation, cellular component: nucleolar ribonuclease P complex. Gene Ontology annotation, molecular function: RNA binding. Bases 1 to 942 code for a protein of 313 amino acids. NCBI's taxonomy places the organism in Eukaryota, Fungi, Ascomycota, Dothideomycetes, Dothideales, Saccotheciaceae. The transcript is spliced from 3 exons.
AUGUUUUACGACCUAAAUGUCGACUACAAUCCGUCGACCAAGGACGCUGACUUGUCCAGGACACUGGCCUUUCUCAGUGAAUUAGGAUACAAUGUCAUCGCCUUGAACCAUACCAUCUCUGGCAGGCUACCGUCGGAUCUCUCCUGCGCAAUCCCUGAUCCCUUGCCGUUCAAGACUCCCGCUUCCCUGACCAUCCUCCGUCGCUGCACUUUGAUCUUAUCCGAAUCAGCUACCAACAACCGUCUGGGUGCCUUGGCGAACAACUACGACAUUCUCGCUUUGCGACCUGUCGACGAGAAGACUUUCCAACAUGCCUGUGGUACCGCUGACUGCGACCUGAUCUCCCUCGACCUCACUCAACGCCUGGGCUAUCACUUCAAAUUCAAAACCGUCUCUGAAGCCGUGAAGCGUGGCGUUCGCUUCGAAAUCGCGUACAGUCAACCUUUGUUGGCUGAUCCUGCCGCCAAGCGAAACCUUAUCGGCAAUGCGACUGGCCUGAUUCGAGCAACCAGAGGCGGUCGUGGUAUUAUCAUCAGCAGCGAGGCUACCAAGGCCGUAGGCUGUCGCGCACCGUGGGACGUCGUCAAUCUGGCUGCUAUCUGGGGACUUGCUCAAGACCGUGGUUAUGAAGCCGUCAGCAAAGAGGCAAGGAGUGUCGUCGUCAGUGCCAAAUUGAAGAGGACAAGCUUCAGAGGUGUCGUCGAUGUCGUGUAUGGAGGCGAAAAGCCUGCUGUCAAAGAGCAACCCGAAAAACAAGGACAGAAAGACAAGACCAAGGUGGCCGCUCUCAAGGAGGACAACACGAAGAAAAGGAAGUCGGAAGAGGUCGACGACACUACAACAGAUGGUUCAGAAAAGCCCAUCUCGAAGCGAGAGCAGAAGAGAAGAGCGCACAAGGCUAGGUUGGAAAGCUUAGGUCAACCCAGUACUGCUGCGCCAUGA